CAUCACUAACUGAUGAUUAAUGUGUUGCAGGCAACCUGAUCUCUAUGAGGUAUCUCCUUCCAGUUCUGAAUACAGUACAGGGUCAACAAUUAUGCCUUAUCCAGCUGGGGAACGAGGAGAAAAGACUCAGGCUAAAAUAGAUGAACUGCACCCAGAUAUAUUGUCAAAUCAUAUUGGAGAGCAGAAUUGCAGUACCGAGGAGGAAACAAGGGUUCUUUCCAGUGCAAACAAAAAUCAUGGCGAGAUGAUAUCAUCGUCUGAUGACCAAACGAACAUUAUCGUUGCUUCUACCUCAUCAAGCGCAGAGUUCAGUUCCCCAGUCCAAGUUACCCCACUUUUCAGAUCUCUAGCAGCUGGAAUUCCCAGCCCAAAAUUUUCAGAAAGUGAAAGGAACUUCCUACUUAAGACACUUGGCAUGGAGUCACCUUCUCCCAGUCCAGCAAAUAAUCUUUCACAACCACCACCUUGCAAACGAGCCCUGCUCCAUAGUCUAUAACAAACCUAUGAUCAUCUCUUAUACUGAAAAUCAUAUCAGUCUAAUAGUCCCAUAUUUCAUCAUUUAUUCCCUGGAGCCACAUAGCUCAUGUUGAGUUUUCGUCCCUUUUUUUUUUUCGAUUUGUCCAAGGAUUGCAGCCAUCUUGGCCUGGAAUUUUACAAGGCAUUUAAUGAUCUGCACUCCCAGCUCCCUUGCUUAGAAUGUUUUGGUACAUUCUAGCUUCUCAGAUACAUCCAAUAAGAUGUCCUGAGUUUCAUUAAUUUUUCUCUCUAAUUUCCUAGAGAGUACUACCUUAAUACUCACAUUAAAAUCAGUGUGUGCUUUGUUAGUGUGUCAAUUCUUUUGUUUGUCAUCUCAUCCGAGUGGUUUCGGGUAUCUCCUCUCAUCAUUCAGAUCCAGUUUUUGUUCUUGAUUUGUAAUCUUGUACAGAACCUACUAUAUAAGAUAAAUCCUUAGAGUGUAAUUAAUACAUUGGCGAGUUGCCUACAUAUGAUAAAGAACAGAGGAAAAAGUAAAAAAAAAAAAAAAAAAAAAGAAACAGAAAAUAUGAGGAUCAACACCUUGAUGUUUUUGGGCGUGCAGAGGGUAUAGAAUAAGUUUUUAUUUAUUUAUUUAGUGGAUUUCUAUUCUGAUUUCUAAUGUAAUCGAACUCGAUAUGAUUUGAGUGAAAGGUGUUUUGGCUUUGGUGUGA
Messenger RNA from Gossypium arboreum, 1187 nucleotides. Its product is annotated as transcription factor MYB88-like. Bases 20 to 496 code for a protein of 158 amino acids. The record is from RefSeq and is a predicted model, not a curated record. The transcript is spliced from 3 exons. Lineage: Eukaryota; Viridiplantae; Streptophyta; Magnoliopsida; Malvales; Malvaceae.